CGUCGUUCAUGAAUAAGAAAAUUAUAAAUCUACAAGUAAAUGGAUAACAGAAGAAAGUUAUUUCUAUUGAUAAUACUUAUUUUUAUUAAUAUAUUUUUAUUGCACAAAUAUAUAACAAGUAGUCUCCGAAAGACUAAUCAGUCUGAUGUAGACUUACCUUCAGCAGAAAACAUAGUUGCGAAAAAAAACUCCAUAUAUUUUCACGAAACAUCAUCGAGGGGACAGUUAACAGUGCGUCAAGCUUGUUGCAUAGAAUCUUGCGCAAGAACGAAUCGAAAGUUUCAAACCAAUGUUAUAUUUUCAUCGAGAUUCGAAUCUGAUUUUGGGAUUAAUAAAUUGUUAAGUCAGAUAGGAAAUAUCAAAUUCUUUACAGUUGACAUUGCUAAUUACGUAAAAGGAACACCUAUAGAAAAUUUUGAUACAAGUAUUCUUCAGAAAUCUAAAUGGCCGAUGCAUGUAACCUCAGAUGCACUGAGGUUUCUAACUUUGUAUAAAUUGGGAGGGAUAUAUUUAGAUUUGGAUGUAAUGGUGAUCAGACCUUUAGAGUUUCUUGGGAGAAAUUGGGCCGCAAUCGAAGAUGCAAUUCAAGUCGGCUCAAGUGCUAUAGCUUUUGCAACUGACACUGUAGGAAGAUAUGUUGCGGAACAAGCGAUUAUAAAUUUUGUUGAUGAAUUUAAUCUAACUGAUUAUGUAAAUAAUGGCCCAGGAGUAAUCACCAGAGUUCUGAACGAGCUAUGCGAGACAGAUCUUCCAGAACCUGGUUCAUGUCUAGGCUUCAAAAUUUACCCCCGAGGUACGUUUUCACCAAUACCAUAUCACAGAGCUGCAAAAUAUUUCCAAGCAUUCGUCAUAAGCGAGCUCAAAUCACGAAACAUAUUUGGAUACCACAUGUUUAAUUAUGUAUCUAAGAAUAUCAGAAUUGAAGAACACUCUUUUUAUGCUAAUUUGGCUAAGGAAUAUUGCCCGACGAUUUAUAACGAAUUUAGUCAUGAGUUCUCAUAUCAUAAAUUGUAGGUAAAUAAAGGAAAAACUUUUAAUUAAUCACUUUAAAAUAAUAUUUUUAGCAAGUGUGCUUAUUCAUUUAAUAUUUAUUCAAAUUCAAAAUAUUUCAGACUAGCUUUAGCCUGCGGCUUCGUCCGCGUGAAUAUCUCUGCGAAAGCGGAACAGACAGGAUUUUCAUACAAACUUUGACCCCCCCUACUAUAGUCAUUAGGGAGUUGACUUUUGAAAAAAAAGUAGCAUAUGUUUGAACGGUGGUCUUUAACUAUAUGCAUACCAAAUUUCAUCAAAAUCGGUCCAGCGGUUUCGCCGUUAAAGCGGAACAGAUAGACUUUUUUACAAUAUUAGUAUGGAUUGAUGUUAGUGACGAUGUUAACUUAAACUAGUGUUAGUAAAAUAAUUUGUACACAAAGUUUUAGUUAGAAGUACGAAGAGGGACAAUUGCUACCUUUAUCCCUAAAAAAUAUUGCUCUCGUGUGAAAUUUAUGCGGGCAAAGCCACAGGCAAUAAAUAUGUUAUAUUUAAUUAGAACAAUUAAAAGCACACGCUUCUCGGAAUGUGAUUUAUCUGUGAUGUGAUGUUACGUCAUGUUAAUACGAACUAAUGCAAUAACCAGAAAACGGGCUCAUAUUUGUCAAAGACGUCACGGAGAGACGUGAUUUAUAUAUUCGUAUUAACUCGAUUAGAAGCCAACAUGGAUUAAUUACUGGAUUCAAACUUAAAUUUUGACAUAAAUCCUAAUGUGAAGGAUCAAAAUUCAAUUCGGAAAUUAUUAUUAUUAUUAUGAUUUAUUCUUUCAAUUUUACAUAUGUUUUAUAUAUGUAUGAUUAGCUGCGCCCCGCAGCUUCGCUCCCCUUGGGAUUUUUUUUCGUCUCCACUUCGCACGGUCGUCAGCCAAUUUUGAUGUAAUUUGAUGUAAUUUGGAAUAGUUACAAUUAAUGACCUACCAUAAGCAGAGCUGCGGAUAACAUCUAGUAUAGUAAAGAUCAGUUAAUUAAUAAAUAAGAAGUGGCCUGAAGGGAAAACUUACGGGAUGAAAUAUUCAACAGUAGUUUUACGAUCCCCUAGCCAGGGACUGAAAUAUAAAUAUAGGACUCUAGGGGUUUAAUAUAAAAGAGUUUAAAAGCGAGCAAUUAAUAUCCUUUUAGUACUAAAAUUGUAAGGAAGAAUUUUCAUUAUUCCAACGACGAACUAUAUUCAGUUAUGUAUGUUUCUUCGACAAAACGUUUUGUUUUUGAGAUUCAUUCAUGUCAUUAAUGAACUUUUAUAUACCGCGGGCGGAUUCACAGGCCUCAGCGCUAGUUGACAAUAAACACAAAUAG
Plodia interpunctella (Indianmeal moth) is the source of this 2321-nucleotide messenger RNA. Its product is annotated as lactosylceramide 4-alpha-galactosyltransferase-like. Gene Ontology annotation, biological process: glycosphingolipid biosynthetic process. Gene Ontology annotation, molecular function: hexosyltransferase activity. Bases 40 to 1014 code for a protein of 324 amino acids. NCBI's taxonomy places the organism in Eukaryota, Metazoa, Arthropoda, Insecta, Lepidoptera, Pyralidae. The record is from RefSeq and is a predicted model, not a curated record. The transcript is spliced from 3 exons.